Ciona intestinalis (vase tunicate) is the source of this 1686-nucleotide messenger RNA. Lineage: Eukaryota; Metazoa; Chordata; Ascidiacea; Phlebobranchia; Cionidae. The record is from RefSeq and is a predicted model, not a curated record.
AAGUAGUCCUACAGUCGUAUUACAGGAGGAGUUGGUUUUUUCAAUAAGUAACAUUUUACUUGUGUGAGGGUACGUGUUGUUGAGUUGUUCAAAAAUGAUUGUUUUACUUGUGUGAGGGUACGUGUUGUUGAGUUGUUCAAAAAUUAUUGUUUUACCUGUGUAAGGGCAUGUGUUGUGCAAAAAUUAACAAUUUACUUGUGUCAGGGUACGUGUUGUGUGUGAGGGUAUGUGUUGUGUAAAAAAUCCGCAUUUUAAACCAAUAUUUGUUAUAUAGAUUACGUAAAAAAAUGACAUUUAACUUUGACAAAUGCCACGGCAUUACUUUUAAAAUGUAAGUUUGUAGUGUAAUUCAUAUUAAAGUGAUAUUGGUAAUAUUACCUUGUAAUUGCAGUGAAAAAGAAGAUGAGGAUCGGUUUAACAAAAAAAGGUCAGGUCAUUUCAGUUGUAACUCGAAUAAUUAGGUUUGAUGUUUAUUUUUCUUAACCUAAAAUGCAGGCUGCAGGCAUCCAACAACGAGUGGAUAGCAGAGUGAUUGACAAAGUCGGAGAACUAAUCGAUGACCGUGUUUGCUCCAUUAUGGAAAUACAACGUCAUUUAAGAAUAUUUGUUGUUCAAGAACUUUUCAAGAAUACAUUGCCUCCAGCAUCAAGUAAAAGAAGAUUUUUUCCAACAAAAAAAGACAUUAACAAUCAUUAUUAUAAUUCAUACACAAAACGAAAAAUGUCGAAAAUUGACCAAGCAAAUGUGCAAUUACUGGUAGAUGAGUGGUGCCACAAGUUACCUGAAGAUGAAGAGAUGAAGAACAUUCUCUUCAGACCCUAUAUUGCCAGUAUUCGUUCCAAACAAUUAAUUAAAGACAUUGAUGGGGAUGAUAUCACUGCAGUGAAUGCCAAACAAACAUUACCGUUUGUAUACCAGACAGCUUGGCAAAGUAGACUCCUACUACGUUAUGGUCAGGAUAUCUGCCUCCUGGAUGCAACUUAUAAGACAUCAAAGUAUGCACUGCCACUGUUCUUUCUUUGUGUAAAGACCAAUGUCAACUAUCAAGUUGUUGCAUGUUUUGUGCUCCAAAACGAAUGUCAAUCAGACAUUCAGGAAGCUCUUGUAAUUCUAAAGUCUUGGACACCUGGCUGGAACCCAAUGUUUUUCAUGACUGACAAAUGUGAAGCUGAAAUAAAUGCUGUUGAAAGUAGUUUUCAAGAGAUGGGUUUCACUUUACCGAUUGGGAAAGAUGCGUGUGCCAAUUGGUACGAACAAUGGGGUUGAGAGACAAAACAAAAUGCUCAAGGAAUGUCACUUGAAGUUUCAAGUUGACAAAUCUUUAUCUGGGCUUUUAAAAGUGCUUCACCAUGACUUUUUUCCAGAGGCCUUAAAAAAAUUUGACACUCCAGCAACCGCUCUAAAGUUUUUCAAAUAUUUACAUAGAAAACCAAAAAAAAUGUUUUUAUUAAAUAAAUGAAAGAAGGAAUGGAAAAAUAAAUAUUGUUUUAAAUAGUUUUAAAUUUAUCUUCUUCUUCCUCCCACAACUUCUCCUCUCCCCACCACUCCUCUCUCCACCACCACUUCUCCUUUCUCCUCCACCACUUCUCCUCUCCCCACCACUUCUCUUCUUUUUUCUUCUCUUUUUUUCUGUGUUGUUCAAAUGUAAAUCUUAGUAAUGCAGAAUAAAGAAUGACAUGUAUACAA